AUGAUGCUGAACGACCGCUGGACCAUCAUGAACAACAGCAGCUCGGAGCUGGACAGCAAGCGGCCGGCCGGACGCAAGAAAUGUUGCAGCAUCCUGUUGUGGACGGCCGUCCUGUUGGUCGUCACGGCCGCCAUUGCCACGGUGACCGUUGCCGUCCUCUACCUGAGCCAGUACCCGUUGCCGUUCGGCAGGAGCGGCCCCGCCUCCUCCGUCAUCUCCACCAAUCCCAGAGAGUCGGGCGCCCUGGUGACGGUGUCCCGCGUGGCGGACGGCGAGCCCGUCAGCGUCUUCCUGGACCCCAACUGUCCCGACUUCACCCAGAACUUCGUCCGCUGGGAGGCGCUGCAGAGCUCGCUGCUCCGGGCGCUGUCCAAUCACAACGGGGACGACUGGCAGGGGCGGGGCCCCAUCCACACGGUGGCGGAGGAACUGAAGGCGCUGGCCGGCCACGCCCACAACCUGAGGCUGGAAGCCGAUUCGCUGAGGAGGGGACAGGGCGUCCUGGAGCAGCGGCUGGACGGACUGCAGGCCGAGCAGAACCACAUGGUCCAGGUGUUGACUGACAGUCAGGCGGCUGUGAGGACUCUGGCUGCAGGUUUCAGCGACUCCCUGAUGAACCUCCAGAGGGAGACAGAGAGUCUGAGGAGGACGAAGAGCCAGAGCACCCCAACCGCUCUCAGACCGAGACACUGCGGAGACAUCUUGGCGUCCGGCGUCUCUGAGGACGGAGUGUAUUCGGUGUUUCCUGUCCACGACCCGGACGGCUUCAUGGUGUAUUGCGACAUGAGGACGGACGGCGGAGGCUGGACGGUGUUCCAGAGACGGGAGGACGGCUCGGUGAACUUCUUCCGGGGCUGGGACGCCUACCGAGACGGCUUCGGGACGUCCACAGGGGAGCACUGGCUGGGUCUGCAGAGGAUCUUCUCGCUGACCCGGUCCGGGGACAUGGAGCUCCGGGUGGACAUGGCCGACUUCGACAACGCCACCGCCUUCGCCCGCUACGCCCACUUCUCCGUGGGCCGGGACUCGGUGAACCCGGAGGAGGACGGGUACCCGCUGAGCGUGGACGGGUUCUCCGGGACCGCAGGCGACUCCUUCCUCAAGCACUCCGGGAUGCGCUUCACCACCCGGGACCGGGACCAGGACCAGUCGGAGAACAACUGCGCGGCGUACUACCAGGGCGCCUGGUGGUACCGGAACUGCCACACCUCCAACCUGAACGGCCAGUACCUGCGCGGAGGCCACGCCUCCUACGCCGACGGCGUGGAGUGGUCCAGCUGGACCGGCUGGCAGUACUCCCUCCGCUUCACCGAGAUGAAGGUCCGGCCCAGGACCGGACCCCCGUCCUGAUCCG
This is a messenger RNA of Salarias fasciatus (jewelled blenny), 1354 nucleotides long. Its product is annotated as fibrinogen C domain-containing protein 1-like. The transcript is spliced from 8 exons. NCBI's taxonomy places the organism in Eukaryota, Metazoa, Chordata, Actinopteri, Blenniiformes, Blenniidae. The record is from RefSeq and is a predicted model, not a curated record. Bases 1 to 1350 code for a protein of 449 amino acids.